Messenger RNA from Symbiodinium sp. CCMP2456, 336 nucleotides. NCBI's taxonomy places the organism in Eukaryota, Dinophyceae, Suessiales, Symbiodiniaceae. The record is from the annotation of a GenBank genome assembly.
AUGUCUCUGGGAGCUGGCAUGCAUAACAGUCACAUAGCUCAUCACGUGGAUGUGGCUGCACGGGACAUUGCCAGAGAACUCCGGGCCAUGGAGCAGCAGAUGGACCAGAACUUCGACAUGGAUGAUAUCUUGAAGCCUGCGCAGGAUUUUUUCUGGCAGCGCUUCCGAGGAGACGCUCCUCCGGUGGGCACAUCACGUCACGAGCACACAGAGUCCAUGUCGGAAGAGACAGUUGUGAAAAACGGCCGCGCUGUCCACCGCACGCGCCGCUGCCAGAAUGGGAAGUGUCAGACGACGUUGGAAGAAGGAGAUGUCGGAUCCAAGUCAGGAACCUAG